CUCAUUACCAAUGUAAAUUCUUAUAUAUAUAAACAUGCUUCAUUGACAUAAAUCUCACAACUUCCAAGCAAGCUUUGAUUAAAACUUCUCACCUGGAAAUGAAUUCUUCAACACCAUUUCUCCUUAUGCUUACCAUUUGCUUGAUUGUGAUUUUCCAUUUUUCUUUGCCAGCAAAUGCUAGAGUUCAUCAUAGUCAUCGUGAAUUGGUGGGUAAUGAUCCUGAUCUAAUUGGUCAAACUUGCAAGAAUGCUGAAAAGAAUGAAGCCAACUGCACAAAGAUUCUGAGAGGAAUUCCUGAUGUCGUACGAGCAAAAAAUUAUUUUGAUUUCUCAAAGGCAAUCUUGGAAUUUUCCUUAAAGGAAGGAACUGCUGGGCAAAACUUCCUUAAGGAAUUGGCAACAAAGAAUAACGCUUCGGCCAUUGUAGAUUGUGCAAAUGUUCACUAUAAUGAGGUGGUUGGAUCAUUCUGGAGCGCCUUGGGUGAGUUGAAAGAAGAUCCUGAGACUGCUAACUAUGACGCAAAAGUGGCUGGUGAUGGAGCCGUAAACUGUCAGGAUGUCUUGAAUGCUGCACAUAUUGUUAAUCCUGAUAUUAAUGCUCUGAAUUACAAAAUGUCAUUGCUUAGUCUUAUUGCAUUCCUAGCCACAAAUAAUCUUUCAUCUUAAGGAAAUUUGUGGUCUUUAACUUGUAAUGAAAAUUCAUAUGUCCAGGAUAAAAACAAGGUGUAAUGGUUUUUAUCUGUCUGAGGAUCUCAUUGAGUAUAGUGGGAGUAAUUAAUAAAAAUAAAUAGCAAGUUUUUGUUA
This is a messenger RNA of Cajanus cajan (pigeon pea), 803 nucleotides long. RefSeq lists its product as uncharacterized. NCBI's taxonomy places the organism in Eukaryota, Viridiplantae, Streptophyta, Magnoliopsida, Fabales, Fabaceae. The record is from RefSeq and is a predicted model, not a curated record.